GGAAAAAAGAUAACAAUUAUGCGAAUAAGUCAGUAUUGAAGCGAAUUUAAGACAGACAACAUCAUGUUUCUUCUAGGGGGUAAAAUAAUGUUUGAUACAAUUCAAAGCACAAUGGAAAAUGCUGGUUCUAGCAAAGUCGGGUUUCCAGUACCAAAUAGAAUCCCACCCAGAUAUGAAAGUUCAGCGAGAACUUCUGCAAUGCAAACAGUUCACACUUCACAACCACCAGCUUAUCUAAAUUCAAAGCAAUUAAACGAUUCAAGCAUUGUGAGUCCCUAUUUAGGUCCAAAACCGAUACUUAUCACAUGCUCAACAUGCCUCACAACUAUGAAAACCAAAAUCCUAUACGAGAAAGUUGAAACAAGUGACGAUGGAAGUUUCAAUUGCUGCUGUUUAAGUUCAAGAAAAAUUAAAGAAGGACAAUUUAAUGGAGUAAUCAAUAUUCUCAAUUCUAUUAGAGAAGCUUCAACGACUCGUUCUGGUCUCUCAAUUCUCGGGCACUGCUACUACCAAACUCAAGAUUUUAUUGAAGCUAGCAACUGUUAUGAAAUGCUUUGCGAACUUUGCCCUGACGUUCCUGAUUACAAACUUUAUUAUGGACAAUCUUUAUACCAGUCUGGGUUGUUUGAUGAAGCAAUAAAAGUCACGAACAUGAUUGAAGCUGACCAUUUGAAAGAGAAAGUUUUGCAGCUUCAAAGCGCAAUUUAUUUCAGUAAUGAAGAUUAUGCUGCAUCUCAGUCAAUUCUCUUGCAACGACAAUCAGGAACAGCGCAAACAUUAAACGACGAAGGUUGUUUGUUAUACCAAGCGAAUUUUCAUGAUGAAGCAAUGCAACGUUUCUUUUCAUCACUUCAAACGGGUUUCAAUCCUUUGACAGCUUAUAACGCUGCUUUGUGUCAUUAUAGAAAGAAAGAAUUCUCACAAGCUCUCAACUUGAUUGGAGAUAUCAUCGAAAGAGGGAUAAGAAAUUAUCCUGAACUUGGAAUCGGUGCACAAGCUGAAACUGAAGGUGGUGCAAGAAGUGUUGGCAAUCCACCUGCACUUUCCUUAUCUGGUCUUGUUCAAGCUUUGAAUCUUAAGGCAGCGAUUGAAUAUCAAGAAGGAAAUGUUGAAGGAGCUCGUGAAGCUCUGAUGGAUUUACCGCCACGAUCAGAGCCUGAACUUGACCCUGUCACUCUUCAUAAUAUGGCGUUGACUGGUGAUCAAUUAAAUGGAACUGUGAAAUUAAGACGACUUGCAUUUUUAUUGGAACUUGGACCAAUAUGUCCAAUGGAGACAUUUUCAAAUUUAUUGAUUCUUUGCUGCAAACAUGAAAUGUUUGAUACAGCUGCUGACAUUCUUGCUGAACAUGCUCAACUAACUUAUAAAUUCUUGUCACCAUUUCUUUACGAUUUGCUUGAUGCAAUCAUAACAUCACAAACAUCACUUGAAGAAGCUGAAAAGAAGUUGGGAGUGUUGUCAAGUAAUCUUGCAACUCGCUUAAGAACAUUAUCGUCGAAAGUUCAGGAAUGUCGAUUGGCAUCAGAUCAAAAUGCUUUGAGAAAUGCACUACGGGAAUAUGAAAGUGUCUUGAACGAUUAUGAACCAGUUGCAAUGACACGCGCUUACAUUUAUUGGCGUGAAAAUGACUUCACAAGUGCUGAAAGAGAAUUUCGUGCAAGUGCAGAGUUCUGCUCAGAAACGACAACAUGGAGAUUGCAUGCAGCUCACGUUUUGUUUAUGAGAGGUGAUAAAUAUAAAGAAGCAGCAGCGUUCUACGAGCCAAUUGUUCGUCAAAGUUAUGAAGAUAUCUUGUCAGUGUCAGCGAUUGUAUUAGCAAAUCUUUGUGUCGCUUAUAUUAUGACAUCGCAAAAUGAACAAGCUGAAGAAUUAAUGCGACGAGUUGAAAGAGCUGAAGAGAGAAAGAAUAAUAGCGAAACUCAAUGCUUGCAUUUAUGUAUCAUAAACUUGGUGAUUGGAACACUUUAUUGUGCUAAAGGAAAUUAUGAAUUUGGAUUAUCACGUAUUGCUCACGCUUUGAUGGUUGUUGAAGGUGAAGCAAGCACAAGAUUAUGUGCUGAUACUUGGCUUCAUGUUAAACGAUGUGUCUUGGGACUCUUAUGUGGACUUGCAAAGCAAAUCAUCGUCCUACCGUCCAUAGCGAUUCAAGACACGGUAAACUUUCUUCAUGCUUGUGAAGUUUACGGCUUAACUACGCCGUCAGUGUUGCGUGAUGAUGAAGUUGACGAUCAACCAACAAUCGGUAUUGAAGCACGAGAUCUUCGAUAUCUUCUCAUGAAAAUUAUGGAAUACGAGUAA
Molecule: messenger RNA, 2298 nt
Organism: Clunio marinus
Lineage: Eukaryota; Metazoa; Arthropoda; Insecta; Diptera; Chironomidae
Source: the annotation of a GenBank genome assembly